GCCUGCCCCGGCCUCGCCUCCGGCCGCUCCCUCCGCCUCCUCCCCGCCCCGAGCCCCAGUCCGCCCGUCCUUCCUUCCCCUCUCGUGCAUGAUGGAAACACCAUGGCUGCGGCGGCCCAGCUCUCCCUAACACAGUUAUCAAGUGGGAAUCCUACAUAUGAAAAAUACUAUAGACAGGUUGAUACAGCCAAUACUGGAAGGGUAUUAGCUUCUGAUGCUGCUGCUUUCCUGAAAAAAUCAGGGCUUCCAGACUUGAUACUUGGAAAGAUUUGGGAUUUAGCUGACACAGAUGGCAAAGGUUUCCUGAACAAACAAGAAUUCUUUGUUGCUUUGCGUCUUGUGGCAUGUGCCCAGAAUGGACUGGAUGUUUCACUGAGUAACUUGAACCUGGCUGUCCCUCCACCAAGAUUUCAUGAUACCAAUAGUCCCUUGCUAAUUAGUGGAACUUCUGCCUCCGAGCUCCCAUGGGCUGUAAAAUCUGAAGAUAAGGCCAAAUAUGACGCAAUUUUUGAUAGUUUAAGUCCAGUUAAUGGAUUUCUGUCUGGUGAUAAAGUGAAACCAGUGUUGCUCAACUCUAAGUUACCUGUGGAUAUUCUUGGAAGAGUUUGGGAGUUGAGUGAUAUUGAUCAUGAUGGAAUGCUUGACAGAGAUGAGUUUGCAGUUGCCAUGUUUUUGGUGUACUGUGCACUUGAGAAAGAACCUGUGCCAAUGUCCUUACCUCCAGCCUUGGUGCCACCUUCAAAGAGGAAAACGGUCAGUAUAUCAGGCUCUAUGCGGUUGAUCCCCACUUCAGCAGCAAAGGAAUCUUACCAUUCCUUACCACGUGUAGGCAUUUUACCUACCAAAGGACCGUUAAGACAGUGGGUUGUAUCACCUUCAGAAAAAGCUAAAUAUGAUGAAAUCUUCCUGAAAACUGAUAAAGAUAUGGAUGGAUUUGUUUCUGGAUUGGAAGCCCGUGAAAUCUUUCUGAAGACAGGUUUACCUUCUGCCUUACUAGCCCACAUUUGGGCAUUAUGUGACACAAAGAACUAUGGAAAGCUUUCAAAGGAUCAGUUUGCAUUGGCUUUUCACUUAAUCAAUCAGAAAUUAGUUAAGGGCAUUGAUCCUCCUCAUAUUCUUACUCCUGAGAUGAUUCCACCAUCAGACAGGGCCAAUUUACAAAAGAACAUAGGAUCAAGUCCCGUUGCAGAUUUCUCUGCUAUUAAGGAGCUAGAUACCCUUAACAAUGAACUAGUUGACCUACAAAGGGAAAAGAAUAAUGUGGAACAGGAUCUUAAGGAGAAAGAAGAUACUCUUAAACAGAGGACAAGCGAGGUUCAGGAUCUUCAAGAUGAAGUUCAAAGGGAGAGUACUAACCUGCAAAAUCUCCAGGCCCAGAAACAGCAAGUACAGGAACUCCUCGAUGGGCUGGAUGAGCAGAAAGCCCAGCUGGAGGAACAACUCCUGGAAGUCAGAAAGAAAUGCUCUGAGGAGGCCCAACUGAUCUCAUCCCUGAAAGCUGAAUUAACUAGUCAAGAAUCGCAGAUCUCCACUUAUGAAGAAGAGCUGGCCAAAGCUAGGGAAGAGCUGAGUCGCCUGCAGCAAGAAACAACAGAAUUGGAGGAGUGUGUGGAGUCAGGGAAGGCCCAGCUGGGACCUCUUCAGCAGCAACUGCAAGAUUCACAGCAAGAAAUUAGUUCAAUACAAAUGAAAUUGAUGGAAAUGAAAGAGCUGGAAAACCAUAAUAACCAAUUAAAUUGGUGCAGCAGCCCACACGGCAUUCUUGUAAAUGGCACCACGGAUUAUUGCAGCCUCAGUACCAGUAGCAGUGAAACAGCCAACCUGAAUGAACACGCUGAAGGCCCGAGCAACAUAGAGUCUGAGCCCAUACACCAGGAGUCUCCGGUAAGAAGUAGUCCUGAAACACUGCCUUGUGGUGUGACUGAUGAAAUCGAAGUGGUGACUGCAACUGUUAAUGAAAACGUUUGUCCUGAAUUUAACAGUGACAGCCAUUCAAAAGAGGAAGACCCAUUUACUGUAGAAUCGGGUUCCCUGACAGAUCCAGUUGCAGAUACAAACUUGGAUUUUUUCCAGUCUGAUCCUUUUGUUGGCAGUGAUCCUUUCAAGGAUGAUCCUUUUGGGAAAAUUGAUCCAUUUGGAGGUGAUCCUUUCAAAGGUUCAGAUCCAUUUGCAUCUGACAGUUUCUUCAAACAAUCUUCUACCGACCCCUUUGUCACUUCCGGUACUGACCCUUUCAGUGCAGCCAGCAAUAGCAGUAUUACAUCGGUAGAAACACUGAAACAUAACGAUCCUUUUGCUCCCGGUGGAACAGUUGUUGUUGCAGCCAGUGAUUCAGCCACAGACCCUUUUGCUUCUGUUUUUGGAAAUGAAUCAUUUGAAGAUGGAUUUGCUGACUUCAGCACAUUGUCAAAGGUAUCUGAAAUGGUUAGUGGGAAGGCUAACAAUGAAGAUCCUUUCAGUUCAGCCCCACUGAACUCUGCCAACAAUGUGGUCCUUACAAAAAACGUGCUGGAAGAAGCACCAGUCAAAAGUGAAGAUGUACCCCCAGCACUGCCACCGAAGAUUGGAACUCCAACAAGACCCUGCCCACCACCACCUGGGAAAAGACCCACCAACAAAUUGGAUUCUUCCGACCCCUUUAAACUGAAUGAUCCAUUUCAGCCUUUCCCAGGCAAUGAUAGCCCCAAAGAAAAAGAUCCUGAUAUGUUUUGCGAUCCGUUUACUACCACUACCACUACCAAUAAAGAGGCUGACCCAGGCAGUUUUGCUAACUUCAGUGCUUAUCCCUCUGAAGAAGAUAUGAUCGAAUGGGCCAAGAGGGAAAGUGAGCGAGAGGAAGAGCAGAGGCUUGCCCGACUGAAUCAGCAAGAGCAAGAAGACUUAGAACUGGCCAUUGCCCUGAGCAAAUCUGAGAUUUCGGAAGCAUGAGGAAUUCUCCUGUCCCUUGUCAUCCAUAAUGUACUCUUCUCCCUAAAUACUGAAGAUCUUUACAGUAUAUAUCAAAACUACCUAUGAGCAUAGGUUUGAGAUUCCUGUAACUGUGACAAAAGUGUACUUGUUUUUUUUAAAAUUCAUUUAAGACUUGUCUUCUCCCCAGAAAAGCAGCGACGCAGUCCGACAGCUUCACCCAGGUCCCGCUCUCGUGUGCAUUUACUGUGCGCUUUUGCCUGCCUCUGCUGCUCUCACUUGUAAAGCUAGAGCCCCCAAGCCUCUGCCUUCUAGAACGUAGAGAAAUAGUGUCACCCCUGUGCUACUCUUGUUUUGAAGUUACUCUGAUGAUAGCCAGUGGGGUUCUUAACAUUUGCAGUAUUCUCCUCUGAUUUUAAUGGGUGAGGGAGGGGAAGGGAAAGAACAUCCUGUUUCUUUUAUGAUAGUGCAGAUUGGCUAGUUUAAAGUGCAUGUUAGUGUUUCCAUAGAACCAGAAGACUGAUUAAUUUGUUUUCUAUAGACAAGGAAAAAUAUUUUGCAUAAAUUGACUCCACUAUUGAAAAGGGGAUGCUUUAGAUUGAACCGUUACAGCUUCAGACUCAAUUUCUUCCUAAAUAAAAACAUUAAAGCCUCAUGUGAAACAUUAACUUUUUUUUCUGAAUUUAAAGAAUUUUAGAUAGAAAGAUACCUCUCCAUACUUUUAAGUGCUAAACAGUGGAGAAAAUUUAUCAUCUAAAACGUACCCGUCAGUAUAAGGCAAGCAAAAAUGGUAACAUGGCAGUCAUUCUGCCGGGCUGUGGCACUGUCCUCUUUAGUUCAUGGCAGGUCUAUUUUUGUACUUUUGGAGAAGAAACGUUAGCAAGCUAGAACUGGAAGGUACUUUAAUUUUUUUGUACAUAUUUUUUUGUUUCCUUUAACGAAGGCUCAGUUACUUGAAAUGUAAAAACUUUCACUGAAUACGAAUGAAAAAAGUGGCAUGUAUUAAAUCAUAUUGCUCAUCUUUGUGGUUUAAAGCAGUUUGUUCUCUUCAUGUUUUUGACCAUGAAAAUGGUAGGCUAGCAAAGAAAGGAAAAGUCCUGUUAUUUUAAUUGGGAGAGAAGAGACCUGCCAAAUUAUAAAGUUCUUCAUGUGUGAAAAGCCCGUCUCUGGUGAAACUGACCUAGCAUACAAGGUGAAUUUGAACUAGACUGUGAAGUGGGCCAUACAACUUAAUUCUAAUUUUUUUCUCAACAUCAGUUACUGACUUAGGUAAUGUAUUGAAUACCUAUUCACCAAGAUAAAGAAAAAUGCAUCUAAAAAUGAAUUUAAAGUCUUUCUGGUUACCAAAUCCAAGUGAUAUUGAUCUGUGUUAAUCAGAGUAACAUUGCUUAGCCUAUGAAUAAAUUCUAAAAUACCCAAUUCAUUUCAUCUUGAAAUGGUGCUUUUUUUCCCCCCUCCACACACAAUUGGACUGCUGGAGUUUAAAACAAACUUAAACCACUUUCUUGCACUGCUUUUUUCUACUUUUGUAAAUUGAAACAGCAUAAAAGACGUACAUAUGAAGCAAGGGCUGAAUCAUGAUCACCAGGCUUUCGUUUUGAUAAACUAAUCCAGUGACUGAGGAUAUAUGCGAAAGUUGACUGAGAAGGCAGUAGUGGGAGUUGUGAUAGGUUGUAGUUUUGGGUGUUUUUCGUCCCCUUACACUUUAGGAAAAAGGUAAGUUGACUUGAACAACCUUCUUUUUGCACUGGGAAAAUGAACAGAUGUUUGAAAAAUAUUUUUCUUAAUUAAAAAAAACACUCUGAAAAAUAUUAACUAUCUGUAACUUAUAAACACCACCUUUUGAUGUAAUAAGUGUACCCUAAUCUUAUGUAUGUUUAACUGAAUUACAUAGAUUCUUAUCUUUUGUUAAAAUAUGUAUACUUAGUGGACCAUUAUUAUAUUAAACUAUGUAUAUAUUAUAUAAAUAUAAAUAUAUAUCUCUAUCUUUACACUCACCCUUGUAGGAUGAAUGUCUUAGGGUCAUUUUUGAUUCUGUUUUACACUGUUGACUCUGGCUCCACAGCCUGUGCUUCAAAAGGACAGAUAAGCAUCCUGAGAGCAAGUGGUACCACUUCCAAAGUGUUAACUAUCUUUACAGACGUGUUCAGGUUUCUCUCUCAAUAGAAUUUUCUCUAAUGUUUCAAACUUCUAAAUUGUAACCUGUAACUAUGAGAACAAUAAACUUUAAGUAAUAAUAAAACUA
Pipistrellus kuhlii (Kuhl's pipistrelle) is the source of this 5152-nucleotide messenger RNA. RefSeq names its product epidermal growth factor receptor pathway substrate 15 (gene EPS15). The record is from RefSeq and is a predicted model, not a curated record. Gene Ontology annotation, molecular function: cadherin binding; calcium ion binding. Gene Ontology annotation, biological process: endocytosis; endosomal transport. Gene Ontology annotation, cellular component: plasma membrane; cytoplasm; clathrin coat of coated pit. The transcript is spliced from 25 exons. Lineage: Eukaryota; Metazoa; Chordata; Mammalia; Chiroptera; Vespertilionidae. The coding region runs from base 103 to 2928 and encodes 941 amino acids.